Messenger RNA from Bradysia coprophila, 947 nucleotides. RefSeq lists its product as uncharacterized. The record is from RefSeq and is a predicted model, not a curated record. NCBI's taxonomy places the organism in Eukaryota, Metazoa, Arthropoda, Insecta, Diptera, Sciaridae.
ACAGUAUAUUGUUAGCUCUUCACAAGAAUAAAGUAAAUCUGAGUCUUUUCAAAAAAUGUUUGGACCGUGGGUGAUCGUGUUUUGCCUGACUGUUUCGUUGCAGUUGGUUUGCGGAGGAAUAGGUCAAGAUGAUAGAGGAGCUGAAAAAAUAGAGAACAAACUUCGGCACGAAGUCCAUGAAAUUAUUCACAAAUUAAUAAACGAGCAUGAUCCGAGUCAUGGACACCAUGAGCAUGAUCCUAAGCAUCAUGGGCACACACAUGGACAUGAUAAUCGCAAAGAUGAUAAUAAUUACAGGCGUGGACAAGACCAUAGAGAUGUGCAUGGUGGUCAGAGGCAUCAUGAUGACAAAUACGAACAUAAUCAUCAAACGCAUAUACACGACGCUGGUAGAUAUGGUCAUGACGCUCACAGACUUGGUCAGAGCAACAAGCAUGGACCAAAUGGACAAGGUCACUCGCAUGUUAUUCAUGAAAGCAUUGACCGUGAUCACAAGUAUGAACAUGAACAUGAUGGUCAAAAGUAUUUUAAACAAGAUGUUCUCACAGUCAAUAAGCAUGGGCACAAUGGUCAAAGUCACUCGCAACUUGUUCACGAAACCAUUGAUCGUGAUCGCAAGUAUGAACGUGAACAGGAUACUCAGAAGUAUGAUAAAAAGGAUGCUCUCACAGUGAAUAAGCAUGGACACAGUGGACACGGUCACUCGCACGUCAUUCAAGAAUCCAUUGACCGUGAUCAUAAAUAUGCUGCUGGACGCGAACAACUACAUCAAGAGGAAAAAAAAUACAGCAAUGUAAAAACCAAAGGGCACGAUAUUGAUAACCGACGUGGCCUUGACUUCAACGAUGGGAAAAACGUUAAGAAAAUUAUUGAUAACGACGACAAGAAACAUCAUUCAAACUUUAUAAAACGCAAUUGAAAAUAUUGAUAUUCGAAUAAAAAUUCAU